GCACAUCAGAUCCACUUCUGUUUUUCUUUUUUUUUUCAUCGAUUUUUGGCUCGUAGCCUCCUCCUGCCCGCGCGCUAUAAAAGCGCAGCGCGCGCUGGAGCCGGGAGACGCAGCGGGGACCGGGAGCGCAGUGGACACUGACACUUUCACUCACUCACAGCUCCUUUACGCACAUGUGGAGGAUACUGCCCGCUGAAAAGAGCUGCUCGAGGCCACACCAACAGCAAGAUCCCCAAGAUUUCUUCUCUGCGUAAAACCGAGGAGAGGCUCGCUGCUGCGCCGCACCAUGAAAUUACUCUUAUCGCUCGCAGUGCUUUGCUUUGCUUUCCUCGCUUUAUCUCAAGUUUUUGGUGAGGAAUUGGGUCCAAAAGACGACCUCGAUUACUGGACGAAUGGCAACCAGAUACAGGACGAGUGGCUUCAGUCUGAUCCCUUCAGAGAGAUCCUCAGACGGAUGACGAGAAAACCUCGACCACAUCAGUUCAUCGGCCUAAUGGGGAAGCGCUCCUCCGCAGCGAAUGCACAGAUUACAAGGAAAAGGCAUAAAAUUAACUCUUUUGUGGGUUUAAUGGGGAAAAGAAGCCAGGAGGAACCAGAAUCGUACGAAUGGGCCACGCUACAGAACUACGAGGCAAGGCGUUAACACACAAAGCAACCUCCAUCGUGUCCGCUUCUGAUGCUCUUCAUGCUCAACAGAGUGGAGAAAUCUCAUCUCAUGCCUUUUUUUUAUUAAAAAACACACUUAUUUAGGUUGUUUCAGUUCUAAAGUCCAAUAAAAAAUGCUCUGUUUUCACCUCGUGGUGGUGUAGCAGUACCUGUGCCAAUUUACGUUUGUAGUAAGAAGGGAACAGACAUUUUUACACUGUCCAACUGUGAUCAAACAUGUUACUUAAUGUUAAAGUCUUAUACGACAACUGGACUAUUAAAGCGGAGCUCUACUGUGGGGUUUAUGAGAAACUUGCACUGCCAAUCUCUCUGCAUAGUGCCUCAUGUUCGAAAUCACGACUGAUUGUUCUGUAAAUACACUUUCAUAUAGCCAGAUAUGGGCAUGUGCUCAACCUGACACCCUAACAUCUCCUGUCAGUACGAUAAUCAAUGUGACUGUGGCUUAAACAUUAAAAUUAUUUUCCUUAUUGGUGACAUUUUUGAUUCUAUAUUUUAUUAUUGAUCCAAUAAACAUUAUCUAACCUG
Molecule: messenger RNA, 1191 nt
Organism: Colossoma macropomum (tambaqui)
Lineage: Eukaryota; Metazoa; Chordata; Actinopteri; Characiformes; Serrasalmidae
Gene: tac1
Product: tachykinin precursor 1
Exons: 5
Coding region: 287-643 (118 amino acids)
Biological process (GO): tachykinin receptor signaling pathway
Source: RefSeq, a predicted model, not a curated record